Messenger RNA from Exophiala spinifera, 834 nucleotides. RefSeq lists its product as uncharacterized. Lineage: Eukaryota; Fungi; Ascomycota; Eurotiomycetes; Chaetothyriales; Herpotrichiellaceae. The coding region runs from base 1 to 834 and encodes 277 amino acids. The record is from RefSeq and is a predicted model, not a curated record. The transcript has 2 exons.
AUGGAGAACGACGCCACUUUCAAUUCUGGCAUCGUGUCUGGCCUAUUAUAUCCGCUGUUAAGAACCGUGUUCCAACCAGAAGAGGACCGACACCCGUGGCGAGGGCGUCGCCAACCCUUCGACAGGCCACUCCUUAGGCUCUGGGACGGCCAGUCAGGGAGCCAACCUGAUCCAAAUGGUCGUAUGAGGUCAAGAGAAGGUCGUGGACGGCUUGACAGCUUCAGAUCUCGAAAAGAUUCAUUGACCAUUCACAUUAAUCACCGCAAUUGGACACCAACUCCUUACAUCUCAUUCACAGACUCGUCUUCCGAAAUCGAAAGCCUUGCAAGAUUGAGAACCCGACGAGGUCGAGGACCCUUUACUCUAACCGUUAUUGACCCAGAUAAACGUGUACGAAAUGGCUUACCCGUGCUGAACGUCCGAGACGAAAUGGAGGAAUACAAUGUCCCUGACCCUUACGCCAGUGUUGAAUACAAUGAUCACUAUAUUUGCUUGUGGGAGGUCACAGCCGACGAGUUCGUAGGCAAUUGGAAUUAUAACGACCUUAUCAUACAUAAGAACUGGCUUCAAGAAAUUAUCAUACCGGCCUUCUGGCGUGCUCGGCAGGUGAUGAGGGUUGGGGGCUUGUCGAAUCUCUUUAACAGGCUUUCUCUUUCAACCGACGCAUCCGAUUCAACCAAUUUCUCCCACGAAGGGUUCCAGUCAUCAACCGAAGAACUCGCCUGGGACUUCGAUGACGAGCUUGAAAAUGAACACAAUGAUUCCGAUGAUGCACACUACCCUCUCUCGGAUAAGAGUGGGUCGGAUAAACAUGACGAAGGGGAAGAGGCUUAG